GGAGUCAUACGUCACAACGUUGGAUGGGAAUCUGAUUUUCCUCUGAUGCUGAGACACACACACACACACACACACACACACAGACACACACACAGACACACACAGCCCUCAGACAGAAGACAGACGGACGAAGUAAAGGAGAGAGAGAACGUGAGGGAGAGUUUAAAGCGAGAAACCGAGAGAGCAAAAGGAAGAAGAGCAGGAACCAGGAGGGAGAAAGAGGUGCUGUGUGCUGUAAUCCCAAACAAGUCCAACCAAAUUUUUAAUAAAACUUCAGUUGAUCAGCUGGAUUUCCAGCAAGUGAAGCAACACCCUGAAGAGAAGUCUCAGUAAACCGUCCUUACUGUUGGAAACCAUCGGGUGUAACGCAAACACAUGCUAAAACCUAAAAAAAACAACAUCACCGGUCCAACGAUGGCGCCCAAGAAGAAGGCCUCCCGCCAGAAGAAGCCCGCCGCGGAGACCAUCUCUCAGGCCGCAGUGGAGACCGCCGCAGUCCCGCUGAAGGUGGAGAGCCUCGGUGACGGUGUGGUGGUGGUGGAGAGCCGCGUGAAGAAGAUCGAGCAGAUGGCGGCGCUGGACAUCGCUCAGCUGAACAGCCUCAAUCUGCCGCUGCCGCCGCCGGUCAUCGCGCCCGGAGAGCGAGGCCUCGGCCUGGGCAGCGAGCUGACCCGCCCGCUCCACGGCAACGCCCUGCUGGAGGAGCUCAGCAAGAUGCGGCAGGAGAAGUUCCUGACUGACCUUGAGUUGGCCUGCAAGACCAAAGCCUUCGACGUCCACAAGCUGGUCAUCUCCUCCAUCAGUCAGUACUUCAGGGAGAUUCUGGCCAAAGACCCGGGCAUGAAGCGCCUGGAGCUGCCCUCGCUCUCACCCCUAGGCCUGGCUAACGUCAUCACCUUCGCCUACCUGGGUCGCGUCCACAUGUCGCUGUACACCAUCGGCUGCACCGCUUCCGCCGCCGCCACCCUGCAGAUCCCUCAGCUCCUCAAGAUGUGCAUGGACUUCCUGCUGGCCGAGCUCAACGUGCAGACCUGCGUCUACAUCUGGAACAUCGCCGCCGCCUACGGCCUGACGUCGGUGAGCGACGCGGCACGCCGCUUCGUCCUGGAGAACUUCGUGCAGUUCGCGGACACGCCCCUGUUCACCCAGCUGACCCUGGAGCAGAUCUCCGCCUUCCUGCAGGACGACGCGCUGCUGCUGCCUUCAGAGGUCACAGCCUUCCAGCUGGCCAUGAGGUGGCUCGACUUUGACUCGUCUCGUCAGGCUCACGCCGCCGAGCUGCUGUCCCACGUCCGCUUCGAGACGAUCCCCGCCAGCGAGCUGGUGAGCCAGAUCCAGCCGGUGCCCCGCAUGAUGAUGGACCCGCACUGCCACCGGCUGCUGGUGGACGCCAUGAACUACCACCUGCUGCCCUUCCAGCAGAACAGCCUGCAGUCCCGACGCACGCAGGUCCGAGCCGGUCAGCAGGCCCUGCUCAGCGUGGGCGGGCGGCCGUCGCUCACCGAGAGAGCUCUUAGCCGCGAGGUACUGUGGAGGGACCCUCGAGAAGGAACAGCCACAUGGCGUCACCUCACCCAGCUGCCGGCGAAGAGCUUCAACCAGUGUGUGGCCGUGAUGGACGGCUUCUUGUACGUGGCGGGUGGGGAGGACCAGAACGACGCCCGCAACCAGGCCAAGCACGCCGUCAGCACCCUCAGCAGAUACGACCCUCGCUUCAACACCUGGCUCCACCUGGCCAGCAUGCGACAGCGCCGCACCCACUUCUCUCUGGCAGCCAGCGGCGGCCGCCUGUACGCCAUCGGCGGCCGCAACGUGGAGGGUCUGCUGGCCACCACCGAGAGCUACCUGCCGUCCUCCAACGCCUGGCAGAUGCGCGCUCCCAUGGAGGUGCCCCGCUGCUGCCACUCCAGCGCCACCCUGCCCUCUGGAGACCUCCUGGUGACCGGCGGCUACAUCAACUGCGCCUACUCCCGCUCCGUGGCGUGCUACAACGUUGACAGCGACUCCUGGAGCGAGAAGGCCCCCAUGGAGACACCACGCGGCUGGCACUGCUCCGCCGCUCUGGGAGGGAAGGUGUACGUGGUGGGAGGGAGCCAGUUGGGGCCGGGCGGGGAGCGGGUAGACGUGCUCUCCGUGGAGGUGUUCUCCCCGGAGGGCAGCGGCUGGAGCCGGGCCGCCCCUCUCCUCCUCGGCGUGAGCACCGCCGGACUCUCCCCGCUCGCCGACAAGCUGUACCUGCUGGGCGGCUGGAACGAGGCGGAGAAGCGCUACAAGGCGGCCGUCCAGAAGUACGACCCGGCCACAGACAGCUGGUCCGCGGCGGAGGACCUGCCCGAGCCCACCGUGGGAGUGUCCUGCUGCACCUUGACCCUGCCGCCCCGCCACGCGCCGCGCCGGCAGCAGCACCGCAACACGCCGGCCCACGAAGAGCAGCAGCAGGCCGGUAAAAACCGGAGCAGAGAGAGCAGCACGGCUCCUUCCCAAAGCAUCCACGCGUAGAACCACAGGGCGCGCGGGGAGCCUGGAGGAGGGCUGGUUCAACCUCUGGAGAGCAUCUGGAUCAUGUCUGCGCUUUCUUUGGUUUCUGUAUAUGCCACAUUUAGUUAUAUCCUCUGUAGGUGGAAAAUAUCCUCUGUAGGUGAAAUAAUCUACUUAAAAGUCAAAUCAAAAUGUGUUUUCAUCUGCAAAUAACGAAUUUUGGAAACAAAAUGAACUAAAUUAUAUCAAAUUUAUUCACAUAUUUUUAAUAAGCUUAAAUGGAGUCACAAUUACUAAGAAUUAGAAAUCUAGCUAUUUCUUCAUAUUUACUUGACAUCCGACCUGUAUUGAUAUAAAUAAGAAAGCUGCACAACGUAUAAAGCCAGAAACCAAUCUAUAUGUCCAUGAGCUGGUUAUGUAGGAAGAAAAAAAGGUUGCUUGAUCCAAAGUGAUCUCUGGAGGUUUGAUAUCGAUGGAAAGAAAAAAAAAAAAAUGUGAAUACGAGAAGAAUUUCUAUAGUGGAGGUGAUGGGUGGAGGAGGAUGAAAGAAGACGGGAACAUUGGCUUUCAGCGUUUGAGUGUUGAACUAUUAAGAGUUUGUGUAGAUGUAUUUCAGCGGUGCGUAUGUAGCGUUCAACUGAACAUUGUGUGUGUGAGAAAUGAAUAUGAGCCAAUUGUAACAUUAGGAUUAACAAUCUAGCAGGUUGUCAAUAAACAAGCGUCUAUAUUCAGAUUUAUUUUAUGGUCAUCUCGCAAUAGUGUAGCUCAACUGACAAAAUAUAACAUUUACCGAGAUAUAUUUCAUACAGGCGAUGUGGAAGGGAUUACGAGGUGAACACAAGAGGAAGGCGAUGUGAGCUCAACCCGGCAGAUAUUAAUGAAAGUAAAAUUACAUGCAAAAUGUAUACUGAAGGAGGAAAAUAACGGAUAUUUAAAAGAUCUAAAAAUAAAAAUAAAAAAUGUAAAUAUAACUGAACCGAAUCCUGGUUAGUUUUAAAGUGUUUGACCAAUUUUUACUGAAACUAAGAAUCCAUCAACUGAAGAACCAGUGAGACGCCAGCAGGAGGAAAGUCACGUGAGGUGCAUCUGCUCAUCUGAUUGGAUAAAUCAAUGCUGGAUGAGAUCUGUGUUGGUUGUUUCACUGAAUAAAGCCUAAGUGAUCAA
Messenger RNA from Gasterosteus aculeatus aculeatus (three-spined stickleback), 3642 nucleotides. RefSeq names its product kelch-like family member 43 (gene klhl43). Gene Ontology annotation, molecular function: protein binding. Lineage: Eukaryota; Metazoa; Chordata; Actinopteri; Perciformes; Gasterosteidae. Gene Ontology annotation, cellular component: nucleus. The record is from RefSeq and is a predicted model, not a curated record.